GAUGCCCAAGGACCUCGCUCUUGUCAUGACACAUCCUAGGAGAGCGUAAGGAUGGCAUCGGGUUCAUCUCCGAGGGAAGGUUCUUAUCGAACCACGCAAGUCGGCCGGGGAGGAUUCCUGGCUGUCCGGGGUGGUGUAGAUGAGGCCAGCAUCGCAUCAGAAGCGAGUAUGGAGAGGUGGUCAAGCCAGGCCUAGGAGAGGCUCGAUGAUGGGGAAUCAGAAACAAGUCGAUUUGUCGGACGGGAGCUUAGGUAGGGGUUGGAUGGGGGAAGGGUUCCCCGUCCGAUCUAUACUUUCCCGCAGCACGGACAUCUAUCGCGCCACGAUGACUACGACCCCUCCGUGCCGGCUUCUUGUUGGGUCUGGACACGCCUUGGCCAGGACCAGGGCCCGACGGCCGGAGAGCCAGCUUACCCUGCGGCUUACAUCACCUUGGAAGACUUCGUCUAAGCCAGAGCGUGCCAAACCGAUGGAGGGGCAGCAACGGGCACACGCAGCCCAUUCGCCUAGUCGCGUGCAACCGCUACGUAGACCGGCGGCCCCUUUCUACACGAGAAGACGAAGAUGCGUCGCCGGGCAAGCGAUUCAAGCAGAACCACAUUGUCCAAACAAAAAGCAAGCCAAGGGUCAUCCCGUGCCCUUGGGGGUCUGAUGAUUUCGCUUGUGUCAAUGAGCUUCUCCAAUGUCGCCCCCCCGCUUGGCGACGACGGAAACAAACCAACAGGGAAAAAACCCAAUACAAUAUACAAAUAUGAAAUUAGGAUA
Messenger RNA from Colletotrichum navitas, 765 nucleotides. RefSeq lists its product as uncharacterized. The transcript has a single exon. Lineage: Eukaryota; Fungi; Ascomycota; Sordariomycetes; Glomerellales; Glomerellaceae. The record is from RefSeq and is a predicted model, not a curated record. The coding region runs from base 140 to 652 and encodes 170 amino acids.